ACAGCAGCAGAAACAUGUUUGUCUGAAAAAAACCUGAAAUGAAAAAGUGUCGUGUGUCGUGCUGGAUUCACAUCAGACUCGGAAAAACAAACAAUAAAACCAGGCAGCGCAGCGACACUGCUGGCGUCGUGCUCUUUGUUGAGAAUAAACAUUAGGAGAGGAGGUGGAGGGAAAAGAGGAGGAUUGAAGGUUGCCCGUAACGCCGAGAUUAACCAGUUUAGAUGAAAAAAUACCCGUAAAAACGCACGUUGUGUUGUGAAUAUGUUGUUUAAGUGGUUGGACUCGGUGGUGCUGGGAGCGAGUCUUUUGUCUGGACGCACUUCUUCCUGUUGGAGGUUGCCAGAGACGCGCAGUGUGCUGCCUCUUUGUUUCCACUUUACCCAGUUUGAACAUCAGCUGUUCUUACUGGAUUACCAGUCGACUCAACUCGGCUUCCGUUUUGGAAAUAAGUUUUUUUUUUUUUUUUUUUGGCGUUUAUUCGUAAAACUGUGUCGAUUAAAAUACGACCCGUUCCCACGUAACGAAGAGGGGCGAAACAAAACACGGCUAAUUUAUAGGGUUUCAAACUCCGUUUUAAAGUCUUUUAAAACAUACUUAACAUGUUGAAGUAACGUCAUACACAUUGAACACAAAGAAACCAUGUGCUGUCAGAAACUUGGCUUCACAUUAGACCAAAACAAACAAACAAACAGCUCAGGGUGAUGUUUAUCUGUUCUUAUUUGGCAUUUAUGAAGACUAAAGUAAGGUGUGUGUGCCAUGUCAUGUUGUCCGUCUGUGUAUUGAAGGGGGGAGGGGGUGGCUAAAUGCAAAUAACGACAUGUUAUUGUCUGUGUGCUGUGCGUUAGUGGCACCUUCUCUAACGAAGCACCGAGUGCACAGAGCUGCUCUGAUCACUGCAGCGAUGACGCUCAAGUGUCACACUUACAAAGCUCCUGUGUGUCUGUGGGUGUGUUUACUUUUCCCUAUGCACAUGCCACCAGAGUUUGGACUAAUUCAGAAAGGGCAUUUUGUCCUUUUCAUGCAGGGAUUAUGUCUCAGGCACCUGUGCAGAUUAUUCAGGAUGUGUGUACUGUAAAUUUGACUCGUCUAAGGCUACAGGGUAGUUGAGUUGCCAGUUUUCACCCUCCCAGCCAUGUUAAGUAUGCAUGUGUUUAUUUGUGUUUGCAGAGCAGCCAUGCUUCACAUCACGUCACGGCUGCGUCCUGUUGAGUUGCGGAAGCUCCUUUGUUUUUGCGUCUGGCUGUUGGCUUCUGUCUGGGCACUGCUCUUCCUGUUGCAACACACAAAGCUCAACUGGAAACUUCUAGAGCCGCUGAAACUCGUUCUCAUUGUGUUCUCACUUUCAGAUGCAGGUUUUUUUGUUGUGUGUGUGUGUUUGUUUUUCUUUGCUACAAGUUGCAACCUUUGUUAGUGAGUGACUGCUGAGCCCACGGGGCUGCACUAGACUAUAUAUUUUAGAAAAAGAGUGUGCAAAAUGGUGUUUUUGUUCUAUUUAAACACUUAAAUGAUCAAUGACAAGAUGUAUCAGGUGACAAAGCAUGGCUAACUGAAACAUAAUUACAAUAUAAACAGCCCCUAACACCUUCAAAUAAGUUUGUUACUGCCUGGUCUGUGCUUUGGAAGAUAUGAUCCUAAAAUGCACAGAAACUGUUUUCUGCAGAGAACAGAGGUAAAGCCACUCUGAACAGAUGAAUAGCACCUCCUAUUGGCAAUAGAGAUGCAAGAUGUCAUAGUCCACCCACACCAGCGUUUGACUGACAGUUGAAAGUGGUGGGAAAAGUACAUGUGUUAUUCAGUAAAACUAGUAACGCUACACUGUAAAGUCCUGGGUUGCACUACAGACUGAAUAUAAAGACGGACAGUGUGUCACCAAUGCCAAAAGUGAAGCCAAAAUAUUGCAAAUACAGGGGCGGCCAUAUUGUUUUUGUGACAUUUUGCAACCAAAUUCUGUCAUGUGAUCCAUGUUUAUAUACAGUUUACUAGGGCUGCCCCAUGAAAGUCAACUAGUGAAGAGACCUGUCAGUCGACUGAGACUGUUGAACCUUUGUUUUUGUUUUAUUUUAUUUCAGCCAUUGUGCAUUAUGAUAGAAGAUAGCCACAGCCUCUUAGUUUGUCAUCUUCUUCUCAUUUUCUUGGGCCAAGCAGCAAUUUGCUCAGUGCUUUCCCGCUGUGGUCAGGGGAAAUACCCAAUUCAACGAUGCAAGGAUGUAUAAGGUCCAGCGACACUAUUUAACAAAUUGCUACCCAGAAUGAGGAGAAAUCACAUAAAGGUGAGGUUUUUUUUUUCUCCGGUCAGCUUGUCUUUUGAGGGAGCCAUGAUUUUCCUGACAGGCAAACACACCAAAACUUUUAUUUUAGACAGAAGCUCCAGUAAUGCCGCUCUGCAGGUAUGUGUCCAGUUGAACAGACGACGACUCCCUUUGGUCAUUAAACUAUGAAGGAGAAAUCAGUUGCCAAGUGAAACAUGUUGUUUUCCAUAAACAAAGGUUUGAUUUUCUCCUGUGGUGUCUGUGUGGAGCCUGCCACACACCCACUCCACAACAACGACGGCUUUAGCUUGCAUCUUCCAGUGUUUCUUCUGUCAGCAAGUCCAGCAGAGCUGCAACUCUUCCAGUGCCAGCCCUGACACCAGCGAGGAGCCCUGCCCCAUUGACAUGGUGAAGAUGACCAAGUCGAAGACCUUCCAGGCUUACCUGCCAACCUGCCACCGCACCUACAGCUGCAUCCACUGCCGGGCACACCUGGCAAAUCAUGAUGAGCUCAUCUCAAAGUCAUUUCAAGGCAGUCAAGGAAGAGCCUAUCUCUUUAAUUCAGUGGUCAACGUCGGCUGCGGGCCAGCUGAGGAGCGGGUACUCCUCACAGGUUUACAUGCUGUGGCUGAUAUCUACUGUGAAAACUGUAAAACCACCCUGGGAUGGAAAUAUGAACACGCGUUUGAGAGCAGUCAAAAGUACAAGGAGGGAAAGUUCAUCAUCGAGCUGGCUCACAUGAUCAAGGACAACGGGUGGGAGUGACGCUCUGGCCGCAUGUUUUGUUUUUCUGACCUUGGAAUGCUCUUUACUGAACUGCGUGGAGCGAUGACCAUCGACCGCCCGGCGCCCCGCCCCAGCUAUCCCUAACCUUUUGCAAACCUCCACCCCUCGCCUCUUUGACACGCACACAACCACCUGCUCAUCGUGAAACUGAACAGAACAGCAUUAAAAAAAGAUGACGAGGAAACUGAGCAACUCUUGAAAAAUCGCAUCACAAGAGUCCUGUCGUUACUUUGAAGAUUGUGUAUUCUCCCUCGCAGCUGCAGAGCUUUUGGGUUUCACCUCCCCACCCACUCACUGUCACCACACCCCCACCAAACCACGCUUAGAAGUGACUGUGGUGAUAUGGCGACCACUAUGCGAAAGGGGAUAGACUUCACUGAAAGGACAUUUGUUUUGUUUUUUUUGUUUUGAUUUGGUCCAUCCAGAGAGACGGACAACUUUGGUUAUUUUAAUGUUAUUUGCUAUAGUUUUAACUUGCUGGUUUGGUAAGAUUUUGGUUUGACGGCAGAUGAAUGUUACUGGUUAGCAUUUUAUUUCUCUGUCACAUGUUGUUUGUGUUUGGCUUGUUGCGUCUCUCCCUCCAGCUGAGCGUGCUUUUCUUUGCUAAUGUCCAAACGAGCAGUCAGGGACGGGCGAAGAGCAGAGGGGAAAGGGAGUUACUGUAGUUACAAACAUGUAGCAGAUUUUUGAUUUUUUUAAGUGACAAAGGAUGGGAGUGCAGUAGUGUGGGAUUUUACACCUGAUGGUUUCAGUUUAUAGCCCUCCCCCCUCUUGUGAAUUUUCUUUAUUCGCCCCCUUUUGGUACUUGUCAGCAUCCAAAACGCAUUGAAAGCAGCAAGUAUUUGACAUAAAUGGAUAUACAGAUUCAUAUAUAAAUAUUUGUAGUGUUUGGCUAAAUGCGAUUGUGGCUGGUCCCACAUUGCAGCAGUACCAUAAGUCACCGAGGCAUCACGAGGAGCAGAAAUCAUUUCUAGACUGGGGAAUCUGACAUCAGUGUCCACUUGUCAUAAAACAUUAUGGCACUGUAUUAUUCCAUUUUCUAGUAAUGAAAAAAGACAACUGCGUAUGAAUUUAUAUAAGACUAGAAUUACAUAUCCAUAAAAACUAUGAAAAUGUUCAUAGUACAUAGAUACUGGAACAUGGAUUCUAUAUACAUAUAUAUUUGCUGUCACACACAUGUAUAUAUGCAUAUGCCUGUGUGUAUAUAUGCAUUGUGUAGUCAUGCACAGUGGCAUACUUGAACGACGUUACUUUGUUGCACUUUGCAGAGGCCAUUGGUUCAUCUCAGUUUAGAGGCAAAAAGGUUUUCUCUGUUUAUUGGCCGUUUUAAUGAGGAAUCCUUGGAGGUGGAAGAAGUUUGAGCUGAAGCGUUUGACCUCUGUUACAACUGUGUUUAGCAGCUGUCAGAUUAUUUGGUUUGAUUUUAUUAAAACUGUAUUGACGACUCCCGCUUUUCCUCGGUUUUUGCUUGGUUUUGAGCCCCUUUUGAAGAAAAAGGUUUCCGAUUCUUUGCUGCUAUCCUAGAAAUCCCGCCGUUUCUUCCCGCUCCUGUAGCCCAUUUGCACUUUAUUCUUAUCCGUCUCUCUCACUUGGAGCACAUGAAUUGUCUCGGUGCUUUGCCUCUAAGCUGUAUGAAACUUGUGCCUCUUCAAAACAUGACCAUCCCUCCACCUUUCUUUCUGUUGUGCAGUGCAUAACUACAAAAACCUUCAUGUAAACCGAUGUCUUCCCCCCUUGUAGUUCAAAGUGGCCCUCAAAAAUAACAUUUUUCACCAAAAUACUUUUUUUUUUUGGGACAACAGACUUAGUGUAGAUGCUCACAUACAUUUUCUAUGUAUGGAUAUUCAGUAUAUGAUUCCUUAGAGGACUAGGCUGAGGAUGCCCAGGGCUUGUUGUUCGACUUUUUAUUGGAAAGAUAAAAAUGAUGGCAGCAGGUUGAGGCAGGGCAGGGUGGGAUGGGAGAGUUUUAAAAAUCAGCGGUGGUUGAUUACUUUGCCGGCAAGGUCAGUCAGAUCACACAACCUUUUAUCCUAAAAACGAUGACAAUGCAAACCCUUCAUAGCUAGCAGUGAUACCUACUUGAACUAAACAGCUGAGAUAUUGGCCCAUGUUACAGUUUUUGUACAUAAAGUAACAUUUAAGGUUUUAUACAUAUUUCUACUGGGUUAGUUCUUUUACUUCCCCAACUUGAAGCACUUUUGUUGACUGUACCUCUGGUUGUGUGUGUUGGUGUGAGUGUGUGUGCAUUCAUGUGUUAGCAGACAUGCCUGCACAUGGAAGUGAAUGUUUACUUUCUCCUCAAACAGGUUUUCAUUUUUCCCUCUUUAUAGUUUAAAAAGUGUUUUUAUUUGUCCUGUUUCUUUUGUUUUUUGCAGCUGUUUGGUUUCACUGUCUGUCCCAGUGAUCUGCGAGCUCAAGAGCCAGGUUAGUUUAUUUGGAAGUGAUUUAUCCCUGCUUUGUUUGUUUUUUCUGUUCGCUUGUUUAUUUGGUUUGAGUGGUGAGAGCCCGAUAGAGGGCCACUGGUUAGGUCUCUGCUGAGCCAUGUAGAUGUUGAGGGCGAGCUGGAAUCUCCCACCAUGUUGCAGGGAGAGCCCCUACACCAAGACUCUUUAGCCACCACAGUCGGCGUCUCCUGUAUAGAUGGCCUUCAGGUGAUGAAAUGCACCCGCUCUGGUGGCCAUAUUGGAGGUCCUUAGCUUUUGACUGCACUGGCUUGAAUAUCUGAUUGUAUUCCUUAACUGAAUCAUUUUUAUGCUGGUCUUGACAGAAAAUUAUUUGACGUCUAAGGUGUAUUUAAUUUGAUGUAUAAAAACGAUAAAUCAGUCCAGAUCAUGUUAGAUUGUUAGCUGCCUGGCCUUGAGGCUGCACACUUUGAAGUUUGCAUUCAGAAGGCAGGUCACACAAGGCCCAUUUUGCAGCCUUCUUUUGCUUGAAUUUCCAGCACUCAGUAGCUGCGCCUCAGUUCAGAGGCGGCAGCCUAUGAAGGUGUGUCCUUCCGCAGCUGUUGUAGACCACAAAGGCCAAACCAUGCGCCAUAAUGAGACCAUCUGGUCUACAGAGAAUUUCCUAUUUACAUUAACAACUGUUCCUGCCACUACUGUUAUGUUGCACCACACAAACAAAACAUUGUUAUUCUGUAAUGGUGCAUUCAGCUGAUCUGUGUCAGUUAACAGCAAAGUCAAGAAUACUACUUCGUUGAUACUUGUGUUAGCAGUGCUGGUAAACUGGAUACAUUUCAUGAACUCCGUUAACAUGGAACUCUGUAUUUGCCACUUUGUCGGCUGAUUCCUGGUGAUAAACCUGAAACCACUGAGAUUGAAAGUUCAUUCUUGACCUUGAAACUGCAGAUGACAAAUGAUCUCACCACAAGGUCCCUUUGGCAGAUGUUUAGGAGAGUUUGAUCAUAUCACAUGAUCUUCCUCAGCAAAUAGACUUGCCCAUUAGCGGAAUAGUAGACGUUCAAACUUCCACUAUCACCAAGCAUUCAUUUGAGUUGGCCUAGAAAUCUUUAAGGUGCUCAGACGGAGCAUCUGUAAACCUACAACAGCUCCACCAGCUUAGGGAGACCGUGCUAGAACCAAAUGACUGUGGUGAGGUUAUUUAUGUCAUCUGAAAGCUACUGACGUGAGAAGCUGAUGAGGAGCACCUGAAUGCACCAUUAAGGGAGGAUGUUGAGGCUCAGUGUUGCCUUCAGGUUCUCCAUAGGCAACACUUUCAAGGGCUGCAUCUCUGUCGUUGCAGCUCCUGCACUGGGAUGACAAUGUCAAAGGUCAGCUGUAUAGUUCAACAUAGUGAACAUUUCCUAAGAGAACAGCAUUUGCAGCUACAUUAGAAACAAAGAGGAAAAAAAAGAAAGUACCUUACCAGCCAGUUUCUCCCAAGGACCUCAAAGAUGGCGCCAGCAGUGGUUGCUGGGAGAUUUGACCCAACUGCAGAGCCUCUAUACUCUCCCUUCAAUCAGUCUGUGUUGAACCAACAAAAGCAGUUGCCAGUGUCACCGCCGGUGUGUACCAAAUAAGAACCAGGUUCUAUUGAAUGCAUCAGUGUCAGUGGUCAGGAAGGGUGUCAGGAAGUUUGAGUGUCUCCUGGAGCUUCAACCGCUAAACCAAAAUUAAAAGAGAAGCCGUCCUGUCACUGAUGACAUUGUCUUUCCAUAGAAUAUUUUGAUUCUCUAAAUUUAAGCAGCCUGGAUGACACAUGUAGAUAUUUGCUGCUGAAAACUGUUUACUUUUUAUUGUUAUUUUUUUGUGUUAUUGUGACACUGGCUACCUACUUUUUGAGCUCUGUUACUGUCUAAAACUUACCUGAAAGGCCGUCAAUCAAAGGCGAGAUGCGUAUGCAGGGGGAAAGACUGUACAAGUUCUUUUCUUAGGACUGUUAAAUUUACAGUUUAAGGUUUAAAGCAUGUUGUAUUUAUAAUGGCUAUAUGUUGUGCCUGUUUUAUUACUUUCCUAAAUUUAAAAGCAAAAGUAUGCUUUUUAUUUGACUACAUUGCUUUGCAGUCUGUCUUAGUAAAGCCAUGUCACGUCUGUUUUCACUCUAAUGUAAACUAUCAGAUAUCACAAUAAAUUUUCA
Monopterus albus (swamp eel) is the source of this 7610-nucleotide messenger RNA. RefSeq names its product protein yippee-like 1. The record is from RefSeq and is a predicted model, not a curated record. Bases 2655 to 3014 code for a protein of 119 amino acids. NCBI's taxonomy places the organism in Eukaryota, Metazoa, Chordata, Actinopteri, Synbranchiformes, Synbranchidae. The transcript is spliced from 5 exons.